AUGUCUGUUAGUGGUGUUGAUGAUGUGAUGCAGAAAAAGGCUGAUGAUGCUACUGUUACAUGGAGGGAAUAUGAAGCUCUCCGUGAUCAUUUGCAAGGGGUUAUUACUAGAUCCACUGAAAACAUUGACGCUGAUAUUCAAGCUGUGCAAAUGAAAGUAGAUGCCACUGAAACUACGGUCAAUGCUAUGCAAGCGCAAGUCACUGCUCUCCAGACAAGCAUACAGCAAUUGACAACUUCCGUCAAUGGGCUGCGUGUAACUGUUGAGCAACGCCACCAUGAGGACCAUGGCGAUGUUGAUAGUGUCCAUGGAGAUAAUGAAAACAUGAUGGGCAACAAUGGACGUGGGCGUGGUUUUCCAGGACAGGGUCGACCACCACCACCUGGUGCUCGGCGUGUGCCAUUUCAGGAGGAUGAUGGAUUGGGCAAGCCCAAGUUCACGAUUCCCAGAUUUGAAGGUUCCACUGAUGCGGAGGAGUACCUUACUUGGGAGCUCAAGAUUGAAAAAUUAUGGCGUUUGCAUGAUUACACUGAAGAUAGGAAGAUCAAGCUUGCUUCUUCAGAAUUUGAUGGUUAUGCCUUGCGUUGGUGGGAUAGCAUUGUGACGGAAAGACGAGAUAACAACGAGCUUCCUGUUCUUACAUGGCGCAAUAUGAAGGAGAUCAUGCGAGCUCGUUUUGUUCCCACUAAUUACCUGCGUACUGUUUAUGAUAAAUUGACACAGUUGAAGCAAGGAACCAUGACUGUUGAUGCUUAUUACAUGGAGAUGGAGAUGUUGCUGCAGCGUGCACGUGGUUGA
Molecule: messenger RNA, 798 nt
Organism: Lolium perenne
Lineage: Eukaryota; Viridiplantae; Streptophyta; Magnoliopsida; Poales; Poaceae
Source: RefSeq, a predicted model, not a curated record